AUCCCCGAUCGAUGGGGGGUGGUCAUCAGUCAGUUUCGAAUUCAAUUAACCCCCAACCUCCCACCGUCCUCUUCCUCAUUAAACUCUCUCUGCUCCCUCCGGCCCGCCGCCGUCCGGCAAGCGCCAACCACCUGCCUCCUUCCAAUUCCUCUAUUUCACUCGCCUGCCUCCGCAUCGCCGCCCGUCCAUCCACGAUCCCUCCCACCGUGCCUCCCUCCCCAAUCCAUCCAAUUCAUGGCGGCCACCUCCACCUCCGGCAGCGUCCUCCCAACACACACCACCCCGUCCGCCCCCACCUACCCUGCUUCUUCCUCCACCACCAAGCCCCCGCCGCACCCACGCCGCCGCUGCCUCUGCAUCUGCCUCCUCAUAACCCUCGCCCUCCUAACCGCGCUCGCCAUAACCCUCCUCGUCCUCUUCCUCACCGUCCUCAAAGUCCGAGACCCAACCACGCGUCUCAUCUCCACCCAGCUCUCCGGCAUCGCCCCACGCCUAACCUUCCCGGCGGUCUCACUCCAGCUCAACGUCACGCUCCUCCUCGUCGUGUCCGUGCACAACCCGAACCCGGCGUCCUUCGCGUACGACUCCGGCGGCCACACGGACCUCACCUACCGCGGCGCCCACGUCGGGUCCGCGGAGAUCGACCCGGGACGGAUCCCGAGCCGCGGCGACGGGAACGUCAGCCUCGCCCUCACGCUCCAGGCCGACCGCUUCGCGGACGACCUCCCGCAGCUCCUCGGCGACGUCGAGGCCGGCGCCGUGCCGCUCGAGGCCAGCACCAGGAUCCCCGGGAAGGUCAACAUCUUCGGCCUGUUCAAGCGCAGCGCCGUCGCGUACUCCGAUUGUAGCUUCGUGUUUGGUGUCGCUGAGAUGCGGGUGCGCUCCCAGCAGUGCCGAGAUCGCACCAAGCUCUAGCUCUAGUUGAUGGUGGUGGUGGUGGUGGCGACGGAUCCGUCCGUCCGUCCGUCGCCGGCGGCGUCAAGGCUUGUUCUCUCUCUCUCUCUGGUCUGCACCGCCGCCCGUGAGUCCGUGACGCGCGCCCGGCGCCGGAUCCCGUGCGUGCUGUGCUGGGUGCCGGCUUCACGUCACGUCGCGUCACGUGGUGCGGUGCCAUCCCAUCCGUGCGCUAGCUGGUUGGUUCGCCGCCGCUCGAGCUCCUUUGCGAUCAAGCCAUGCAUGGGAUCCGCGGCACACAGAAAAGACAAAAGCAUAAAGUGCAAUACUAAGAUGAGGUCCGUGGCCCACGAAUAAAGAGAAGCACAAGUUUUGGUCCCGUACGCUUGGCUGAAAAGCUUUCAUUGAUUUGUUGUGAGAAAUAUUAAUAUUGUUAAAUGAUUGUUAGAUUCAACAGAUAAGCUUAAACGAACGUAUCCUAUAGAUAUUUUUUAUGGAUUCAGAAACACAAUUUUUUUAUAGAUUCAGAAA
Molecule: messenger RNA, 1425 nt
Organism: Sorghum bicolor (sorghum)
Lineage: Eukaryota; Viridiplantae; Streptophyta; Magnoliopsida; Poales; Poaceae
Exons: 2
Coding region: 235-915 (226 amino acids)
Source: RefSeq, a predicted model, not a curated record